This is a messenger RNA of Chrysoperla carnea, 724 nucleotides long. RefSeq lists its product as uncharacterized. The record is from RefSeq and is a predicted model, not a curated record. Lineage: Eukaryota; Metazoa; Arthropoda; Insecta; Neuroptera; Chrysopidae. The transcript has 4 exons. The coding region runs from base 83 to 646 and encodes 187 amino acids.
AAUUUAGUUGAGUCUGAACUAGUUCUUUUAUUGAAGUCAACAGAAAGAUUAUAUUUUGUAUUAGCCAAAGUGAUUUAAAAAAAUGCAUCGAACAGGUUUAUUGUUGUUUAUUGUUGUGUUUGUGGUCGUAUAUUCAACAGUUUAUUGUGCUCCAUAUCCUGGUGAUGAAGAAGAUUUAGCAAAUCGACCAUUUCAUUUAUUACAAAAACGUCCUGCUGUGGUAAAUUCGGAACCUUCAGAUGAUGAACAUAAGGGUACAUCCCCAAUCGUAAAACCUUCAGUUGGAACUUCAAAGUUUUCAACUUUAAAUUUUGAUCUUAAUAAUUUUGACCUCAAUAAUUUUGACCUCAAUAAUUUUGGAAGUAAUACCAACUUCAGGAUCAGUAGCAGAUUUUCUUCAAACUCAAGCCCUAACCUCGGUUCAACCAACAUUGAUAUAAAUACUAAAGACAUUUGUAAAAGUUGUCCAUCUUCAGCAAAUGCAUGCGAAAUUGUUGGUGAAUCGAAAGGAAAAGAAUUAUACACAACCACAAAAUGUAUGAAUGGUAGUCGAGUUAUAUCAGAGAAAACUACAACAUCACCAAAUCCAUCUGGUGCAAUGGUUAAAACUAGACAAUUUGCGUCACAUUCUUCACGUUCUCUUUAAUAUUUCAGGAAUAAAUAUGCGUGAUAUGUGACUUUUGAAACACAUUUCUAAGAUGUAUUUAUUUACUUUGUUUUAAAA